AUUCAUGUUUGGAGAAAUUGAAACUUAAGAUUGUGGAGAUAGAAUUCAUUAAAUUUUCUGGAUCUUCAUUAUAGAUUAGAAACUGAAAGAGAAGUGCCUCCAUUUCUCCCUUUCCAAAACAGAAGUCAAGUCUUUCUCCCUCAUACACCACAAAUUCAAAAUGCGUGAGCAGAAGAGCAUUUGUUAUAAAUUUUUUGUCAUAAUCUGAUGACAGUUCCCUUGCCAUUAUCUCUUGAUAUUGUCUGAAAAGCAACAUGAUCACUGUAUAAUCUGAUAGCAUCUUUCUAGGGGUAAUGCCAUCAUCAUUACGAUUCAAGCACAACAAUGUUUUCAGGCAAAUUACCUAUUUCAUGUUCCCCUUUGUAUGGACAAAUUUUUUUGGAGAACAUAGUAUCCAUACCUUUGGCAUGGCUGUUCUUUUGCCUUAGCAACCAUUCUAAUGCUUAUUUUAUUUUAUUUUUUAUGCAGUUUUGUAUGUUGCUGAAGCUGCUCCAUACCAUUAGAGGUCUGACUCAUGGUUUGUGAUUUUUAUGCAUUACCAGAAGCCAGAAGUUGGCAAGGGCAAUUUGGCAUCAGAUAUUUGUCUCACAACCCAUUAGACAACUCGGAUCAAGAUGUGGAAAGCAAAAUUUUUCCAUGCUUGAAUAAGAGUUUGGUUCUGGAUUAUUUCUCCAACAAAUUCAAUACUUGUAUUCCCAUGAGGCAAUAUGUAGAAAUAGUCUUCUUCAGAGUUAUUAUAUUCAUGCUUUUUCAACAUUUCCAUAUUAUUUCUAUUAAGGAGUACAGCCAUCAGAGGCGAAACAGAAAAUUGAAACUGCGGUUAGUUUACCUUUCGUACGACUUUAUGCAAGGACCUGGAGGCUUUGGCACGGUUGGCUUCGGUCCUUUUGAGUUUUGACCUCGUCGCUGGUACUGCAUCAUUCUAGAGAUCCUAGGAUUUAAAAGUCUGAUUUCAAGCCACCAUCAAUUGUUCUAGCUGUUCUUUACAACUAAAUCAGAUAGAUUUUAAAUCAGACGGAGUACAGCCAAAGGUUUUUUCGUUUGUUGGAGUUUCUGACAGACAUUCACAUGGCAGUUUAUUUUAAAAUAUAAUUUUUAAUUUUUU
Molecule: messenger RNA, 1105 nt
Organism: Rubroshorea leprosula
Lineage: Eukaryota; Viridiplantae; Streptophyta; Magnoliopsida; Malvales; Dipterocarpaceae
Source: the annotation of a GenBank genome assembly